AUGGCUUGUUCCUUCCUAUUCCUAGCCUUCCUGGCGGCGGCGGCGUGUCUGUCAGCUGCUGCCGCCACGGGCAAGCUUGUUCCCCCGUCGGAGACGUCGUCCCUCUCCUUGGGGGAGGGCUACACGCAGCUGUUCGGGGACUCCAACCUCGCGCUCCACGGCGGGGGCAAGAGGGUGCACAUCUCCCUCGACGAGCGGACAGGCGCCGGGUUCGCGUCGCAGGCCGCGUACCUCCACGGGAGCUUCAGCGCCCGCAUCAAGCUGCCCGCCGACCACACCGCCGGCGUCGUCGUCGCCUUCUACAUGUCCAACGGGGACGUGUACGAGCGGACGCACGACGAGCUGGACUUCGAGUUCCUCGGGAACGUGCGGGGCAGGGAGUGGCGGGUGCAGACCAACGUGUACGGUAACGGCAGCACGGCGGUCGGACGGGAGGAGCGCUACGGCCUCUGGUUCGACCCCACGGAGGACUUCCACCGCUACGCCAUCCACUGGAGCCGCCACAGGAUCAUAUUCUACGUCGACGACACACCGAUCAGGGAGGUGGUGGACUACAAGUACGCGCCCUACGUCGCCGAGUUCGCCGACCUCGAGCUCCGCGGCUGCGCUGUCGGCCCCGCUACGGCGUGCGCGACGCCUGGCAGUGGCAGUGCCAGCGACGGUGAUGCCUACGGCCACGCUGCCGCGAUGUCGCCCGCGCGGCGUUCGGCGAUGGAGGCGUUCCGGGCGCGGUACAUGACGUACGGCUACUGCUACGACCGCCUCCGGUACCCUGCGCCGCUGCCUGAGUGCAGCGUCGGCGCGGAGGCCGCGGCGUUCCUCCCGUCGGGUGACGCGCGGGCGGCAUUGCAUAGGCACGGUAGGCGCAACCGGAUGCGCCGCGGCGCGGACUCUGCCGUCUGA
Messenger RNA from Miscanthus lutarioriparius, 903 nucleotides. The record is from the annotation of a GenBank genome assembly. NCBI's taxonomy places the organism in Eukaryota, Viridiplantae, Streptophyta, Magnoliopsida, Poales, Poaceae.